Molecule: messenger RNA, 2969 nt
Organism: Drosophila albomicans
Lineage: Eukaryota; Metazoa; Arthropoda; Insecta; Diptera; Drosophilidae
Gene: hrg
Product: poly(A) polymerase type 3
Exons: 6
Coding region: 915-2969 (684 amino acids)
Cellular component (GO): nucleus
Molecular function (GO): poly(A) RNA polymerase activity; RNA binding
Source: RefSeq, a predicted model, not a curated record
CACAAUUCGUAUUGGUCGUUGCGGUUCUCGAGAAUAUAUUAAUUUGUAGAACGCGCAAAUCAAACUGUAAAACGGAAAGCAAAAAUGUCGAAUACACACUAAAAUCCAAACGCAAUUUCAUCAAUGCAGUGUCCGUGUUUUCAUCAUCUUAAUAUGUUGUGUGUGCAUACGUAGUACGUCGUUGUACAAGCAAUUGAAUGAAAAGUGAAUUUUGUUUUGCAUGGCGUGCGUCAGUCUGCAAGCGAGUUCGAGUCACGUAGCAUAAAAGAAGCAAGCCAGAGAAAGAAAAAACGUAAAAAACGAGUGUUACAUGUGGGUAUAGAAGAGAAUCGGAAUCUGAUAUGAAAGCAAUGAAGAAGACAGCGCGCGAAUAAAACACAAAUCGCGACACAAUUAUAACAAUACACAAGUAUACAGGAAAAAGUGCAUGAAAAAGCCGGAACGGAAGGCAACUCAACGAACGACUCAAAUGAAUGGGCCUAAACACUCGUACGCUGCCAAAAUACAUACAUACAUACUACCUACAUACACAUACAUGUGUAUGUAUACACACAUGCAUACAAAACACAACACGCAUACAUUUACGCCGCCAGCACCACAACCACCAUUGCAACUACCUAAGACGCAACAACUUCGUGCAUAUAACUGAACUUCAAUUUCGAAGCCGAAACCUUAGCUUAGCCGAAGAACUACACGACAGCAACAACAACAACACGAAGAAGCGCAGCAUUUUAUUAUUGUGCGCAGCGAUAACAAGCAACAUAAAUAAUUCCAUUUAUUGCUACUACAAGUAGCAGAAGCAACAACAACAACCAACAACAGCAACAGGCAAAUUUAAUACUAAGAUAUUAAAAUACUACAAAUACAAAAGGAUAAUUUGUAAGACUAGUUAGUAAUUAAAACUAAGAAUCAACAUGUGGAAUUCCGAACCAACACGCCAGCAGCACCAACCACACAAUGGCAAUACUACCUCGGGCGGCGCGCAGCCAGCCAAACAAUUGGGCAUGACAUCGGCCAUUAGCUUGGCAGAGCCGCGACCAGAAGAUCUGCUCCGUACAGAGGAGCUGAGCAAAUCGCUGGAGCCAUACAAGGUGUUUGAGAGCCAGGAUGAGCUUAAUCAUCGCAUGGAAAUCCUGGCCAAAUUGAAUACACUGGUCAAGCAGUGGGUCAAAGAUAUAUCCGUUAGCAAGAACAUGCCCGAGGCAGCAGCCGAGAAGCUGGGCGGCAAAAUCUAUACAUUUGGGUCGUAUCGACUGGGUGUGCAUCAUAAGGGUGCUGAUAUUGAUGCCCUCUGUGUGGCACCGCGCAACAUUGAGCGCACCGAUUACUUCCAAAGCUUCUUUGAGGUGCUGAAGAAACAGCCCGAGGUCACCGAAUGCCGUUCGGUUGAGGAGGCCUUUGUGCCGGUCAUUAAAAUGAACUUUGAUGGCAUCGAGAUCGAUUUACUAUUUGCACGUCUAUCGCUCAAAGAAAUACCCGAUGACUUUGAUCUGCGCGAUGAUAAUCUGCUCAAGAAUCUUGAUCCUCGUUCGGUGCGCAGUCUUAACGGCUGCCGUGUCACUGACGAGAUUCUCGCUUUGGUGCCCAACAUUGAAAACUUUCGUCUAGCAUUGCGCACCAUCAAAUUAUGGGCCAAGAAGCAUGGCAUCUAUUCCAAUUCCUUGGGCUAUUUCGGCGGUGUGACCUGGGCAAUGCUAGUGGCACGUACCUGCCAGCUUUAUCCAAAUGCUGCAGCUGCUACCUUGGUGCACAAGUUCUUUUUGGUAUUCUCGCGCUGGAAGUGGCCCAACCCCGUCUUGCUAAAGCAUCCCGAUAACGUCAACCUGCGUUUCCAGGUUUGGGAUCCACGUGUCAACGCUUCGGACCGGUAUCAUUUGAUGCCAAUUAUAACACCCGCAUAUCCACAACAAAACUCCACAUUCAAUGUGUCCGAGUCUACGAAGAAGGUCAUAUUGACCGAAUUUAACCGUGGCAUGAGCAUCACCGAUGAAAUCAUGCUGGGACGCGUCAGCUGGGAUCGUCUUUUCGAGGCGCCCAGCUUCUUCUACAGAUAUCGCCACUUUAUUGUGCUGCUUGUUAACUCCCAAACAGCUGACGAUCACUUGGAAUGGUGCGGUCUCGUUGAGUCCAAGGUGCGCCUGCUCAUUGGCAAUCUUGAGCGCAAUCCUCACAUUGCACUUGCCCAUGUCAAUCCAAAAAGUUUCGAGCUAAAGAAAGCCGUUGGCGGUAACAAUUCACAAAACAACAGCGGCAACGAAGACGAACUGAAGCAACAGCAGCAGCAGCCAUCUCAUGCCGCAAUCACAACUUCACCAUUCUGUUCACUUUGGUUCAUUGGGCUCGAAUUCGAGCGUUCCGAGAACCUCAACAUUGACCUCACCGAGAGUAUACAAAACUUCACCGAGCAUGUCAUCAUGCAUGGCGUCAACAUCAAAAUGCUGAAGGAGGGCAUGGCUAUCGAUGCGCGCCAUGUCAAGCGCAAACAACUAUCGCUCUAUCUUGAUUCGGACUUCCUCAAACGUGAGCGCAAGUCGAUGGAAAGUCACAACACUUUUAACAACACUCUAAUGGCCAAUCGCAAGCGCCUCUCCACUGAGCUAGCACAGUCACAAGAACCGUCACCCACAGGCCAAGCUACUGGCGGCAAUCAUCGUGGACGUGAAAGCGGUGCCAAAGUGCAUCGACUUAGCGAGUCGUUAACUGAGGACAAUUCAAAUGCCUCCAGCGAUAUGGGCGGUACAACACCAAACACUCCAACAGCAGCGCAAAUGAAUGCGCCUAGCUUCAAAGCAACUGGUAAAAAUGGUGCAGAUAGCAGCAGCUGCAUGGAUACAACAGAUCAGGCAGGGAUUCAUAAUAAUGGUAGCAACAACAAUAGCGGCGGCGGCAGUAGUAGCAGCAGCAGCAACAACAGUGCUGCCAGCAACAAUAACAAAAAUACAACCACAGCCGAGGUGGCAUGCUCGUGA